Mangifera indica (mango) is the source of this 1384-nucleotide messenger RNA. Its product is annotated as serine/threonine-protein kinase WAG1-like. The coding region runs from base 1 to 1332 and encodes 443 amino acids. The record is from RefSeq and is a predicted model, not a curated record. Gene Ontology annotation, biological process: protein phosphorylation. Gene Ontology annotation, cellular component: cytoplasm; nucleus; plasma membrane. Gene Ontology annotation, molecular function: protein serine/threonine kinase activity; ATP binding. Lineage: Eukaryota; Viridiplantae; Streptophyta; Magnoliopsida; Sapindales; Anacardiaceae. The transcript has 3 exons.
AUGGACGACGAAACCUACUUCCCUGAUACUGAUCUCGAUCUCAGCUUCACCUCCACUGCCACCGACUGCACCUUCGCCUCCUCCAGCGCCCGCUCCAGUCUUACUCUCAACUUCAACGAAUCCAUCUUAAUGUGCUCAACCCCUACAAACGCCAACGCCACCGCAAACACAAGCGUAAAUAGAAUAUCGGAUCCUCAUUGGUCCGCCAUUAAGGCCGCCAUGAAACUCUCCUCCGAUGGGAAGCUCCACCUCAAGCAUCUCAAACUCGUUGGCCACCUCGGAACGGGGAACCUCGGGAGAGUCUUCCUCUGCCACCUCCGAGACUGCAGCUCCACCGCCUUUGCGCUCAAAGUCAUAGAUAAAGACUCACUGACCUCCAAGAAACUCUCUCACGUUCAAAUGGAGGCCGAGAUCCUCUCCAUGCUACACCAUCCGUUUCUCCCUACACUCUACGCCCACCUCGAAGUGCCUCAUUACACGUGUCUAUUAAUCGACUACUGUCCCAACGGCGACCUCCACUCUCUCCUCCUCAAGCAACCGCGCAAUCGCUUCUCAAUCCAAGCUGUCAAGUUCUUUGCCGCCGAGACGCUCGUCGCUUUGGAAUAUCUCCAUGCCCUCGGGGUCGUUUAUCGCGAUCUGAAACCAGAGAACAUUCUUUUGCGUGAAGACGGACACAUUAUGUUAUCGGAUUUCGAUUUGUGUUUCAAAGCCGACGUGGUGCCGACUCUUCAGAACCGGCUUCAUCGGAUAAGUAAUAAGUUCUGGCUGAGAAGAAACCGGUGCUGUUGUUUCGGUUCCGUCGCGAACCGCCGCGAUUCGGACAAAAUGGAAGCGGAGUUUGUGGCGGAGCCGGUGACUGCGUUUUCGAAGUCUUGUGUUGGUACACAUGAGUAUUUGGCGCCUGAGUUGGUCUCUGGUAACGGUCACGGUAACGGAGUUGACUGGUGGGCGUUCGGGAUUCUUAUACACGAGUUGUUGUACGGGAUGACGCCGUUUAAGGGACAGAGCAAAGAGAGCACGCUGCGUAAAAUAGCCUCGAGCAGACAGUUGAAAAUCCAGGUGGAGAAAAAGGAAGAGAAAGGUGUAGCGGAAGCGCGAGAUUUGAUUGAGAAGUUAUUAGUGAAAGACCCACGGAGAAGGCUAGGAUGCGCAAGAGGUGCGACGGAUAUUAAACGUCAACCCUUUUUUGACGGGGUUAAAUGGCCGUUAAUUAGGAGCUACAUGGUGCCGGAAGUGCGUGGGUUAGUGAGAAGAACAACAUCGCACGUGUGCAGCACGGUUAACAUUUCCCACAAGAACCGCGACGCUGGUGGAAGAUUAUAUCGUUUUUAAGGAAAAAAUAAUAAUAAGGGUUUUAAAAGUAAUUUACUUAAUUUGAAUUGUC